Messenger RNA from Physcomitrium patens, 3241 nucleotides. RefSeq names its product PpIAA1b. Gene Ontology annotation, cellular component: nucleus. The record is from RefSeq and is a predicted model, not a curated record. NCBI's taxonomy places the organism in Eukaryota, Viridiplantae, Streptophyta, Bryopsida, Funariales, Funariaceae. Gene Ontology annotation, biological process: regulation of DNA-templated transcription.
ACACAAAGUGCAGGAGAGAGAGAGCGAGAGGACUCGAGGGUUUGAGGUGCAGAAGAAGAGCCCCCCGCCAUAGCCACUACAAAGCAUACGCUGCAACUCCACAGUUAAGCUUAGCUUGCGAGUUACCGAGUGUCGAGAGUACAGCUACUUUUGCCUCUGGAGUUCCACACCACAGGAGAGCGCAGAAUCAGUUCCCUGGUCUCGCGACGAGGGUCGCUGUACAGUCGCUUACUGUGAGGUUUCGAAAAACGGAACAGGAUACUGGAAGCGUUUUGGCUGGGGAAGGAGUGGGAAUACGGUUGUCGCGAAGGGGUGGCUCAAAGGCUGACUGACUGCAAGUGCUUUUUGAAACUAAGCUGCCACAAGUCGUGGCGCGGUUAAGUGCAGAUAGGUGGUGCGAGGUCGUGGAAGGUGGUGGUCCAGUUCACAGCGGAGCUUGACUCGGCGACUGAGGGGAGGAGACGGAGACGGUUCGAAAGAGUUGGAAACGAGGGCGUUCCAUUGCCUUUGACCUAGUCGUAAACGUGGCUGGAAGUUGUAGGAUGAGCUGGAAGCCGCAUGGUCCACGUCAACGUCAAGUUCUGGACGAACAUGCCUGCAGCUUAGGGAAGAGAUAAUGAAGUUUAGCAACGAAGUUGUCCACAAGUCUAUGAACAUCACCGAAGAUUGCAGCGCCCUGACCGGUGCGCUGCUGAAGUACUCAACCGAUAAGUCAAACAUGAACUUCGAGACCCUUUACAGGGAUGCAGCUGUAGAGUCCCCUCAACAUGAAGUCAGUAACGAGAGUGGCAGCACUUUGAAAGAGCAUGACUACUUCGGUCUCUCUGAGGUAUCGUCCUCUAACAGCAGCAGUGGCAAGCAGCCGGAGAAGUGUUGCAGAGAAGAGCUGAACCUGAACGAAAGUGCCACUACGCUGCAACUCGGCCCUCCUGCGGCAGUGAAGCCGUCUGGUCAUGCGGAUGGGGCCGAUGCACACGACGAGGGUGCGGGUCCAGAGAACCCCGCGAAGAGACCCGCACACCACAUGCAACAAGAGUCUCUUGCAGACGGGAGGAAGGCUGCCGCAGAAAUGGGGUCUUUCAAGAUCCAACGCAAGAACAUUUUGGAGGAGUUCCGGGCCAUGAAGGCGCAAGCUCACAUGACGAAGUCUCCAAAGCCUGUCCACACCAUGCAGCACAACAUGCAUGCAUCCUUCUCUGGUGCACAGAUGGCGUUCGGUGGGGCUAAGAACAAUGGUGUGAAGCGAGUCUUCUCUGAAGCUGUCGGAGGAAAUCACAUUGCAGCGAGUGGUGUGGGCGUGGGAGUUCGGGAAGGGAAUGACGAUGUGAGCCGUUGUGAGGAGAUGAAUGGAACAGAGCAGCUGGAUUUGAAGGUGCACUUGCCGAAAGGCAUGGGGAUGGCGCGGAUGGCACCAGUAUCCGGUGGUCAGAAUGGGUCAGCUUGGCGUAAUCUGAGCUUUGACAACAUGCAAGGUCCUCUGAAUCCGUUUUUCCGCAAAAGUCUAGUGAGCAAGAUGCCUGUUCCGGAUGGUGGUGAUUCAUCGGCGAAUGCCAGCAACGACUGUGCAAAUCGCAAGGGGAUGGUUGCAUCUCCCUCCGUUCAGCCACCUCCUGCGCAGAACCAGACUGUGGGUUGGCCACCCGUGAAGAACUUCAACAAGAUGAACACGCCUGCUCCUCCGGCUUCGACCCCUGCUAGAGCUUGUCCGUCGGUGCAGAGGAAGGGCGCUUCGACGUCGUCGAGCGGGAACCUUGUGAAGAUCUACAUGGAUGGUGUGCCGUUCGGUCGCAAGGUUGACUUGAAGACGAACGACAGCUACGACAAGCUGUAUUCGAUGCUGGAGGAUAUGUUUCAGCAGUACAUCAGCGGGCAGUAUUGUGGAGGUCGGAGCUCAAGCAGCGGGGAGAGUCAUUGGGUAGCGUCGAGCAGGAAGCUGAACUUUCUGGAGGGGUCGGAGUACGUGUUGAUAUACGAGGAUCACGAGGGAGACUCGAUGCUGGUCGGAGACGUGCCUUGGGAGUUGUUCGUGAAUGCUGUGAAGAGACUGCGGAUCAUGAAGGGUUCGGAGCAGGUCAACUUAGCUCCGAAGAAUGCAGAUCCGACGAAAGUGCAAGUGGCGGUGGGGUGAGGAGAUUGCAAUGGCGGGAUGUGCGAGCGUGGAGGGAAGGGGGUUGGGUGUGCGCGUGCGCACGUGAUGUGGGGUUGCAGUGGUGGCUGUUGCACCCGGUGGAGCAAGAGAAAGUGAAGGCGGGUGCAUCAUUUUUCAUUGAUCGGCAGUCGUGGAGGAAGGCGAAGGGGGCACAGUGGCGAUGGAUGUCAGUGUGGAGCGUUACAUAAAGUCGGUGGCGGGAGGCGGCCGUUUUUUUUAAAGAAACUUUAUUUAUCUUUAUUUUUUUUAUUUUUUUGGAAUUUGCAAUGGGAAAGAAAUUGGAGUUAGAAUAUUUUCUCGAUUCGCGUAUGUGGCGGGUUCGGGGUAGGAUGGGGGACAUACUGGGGGGCGGUAGUGUGGAGGCGGAGGAGGAGGAUGGAAGUGUAGAUCCCGAGUGCAUGGGUGGAACGGUGUGCAGUGCGGGACGUGCUGUAUUUUGUAGUUUCCUGUUGUGAAUGUUAUUUAUUUAAGCCUCUCCGCAAUGCGUUGCGUUGGGUGGUUGGGCCGGCGGGCAAGCCGGGUGGGCUCGUGAUGCAGUGUAGCAUUUUGGGUGUUGUAAUUAGCCUUUGCUGCUCUAUGGUUUGUUGUCUGGUAGACGAGAUAAGUGUGGCAGCCGGAGUCUGUUAGCAACGGCCUGAGGAAGCGUGCCAUCGUCCAAGUCUGUAGGAGUAUGGAAGAGUGGCGUAAGAAAGAUAAAGAAGCAGUAGUGGGAAGAGUGGUGGUGGUGGUGGUGGUGGAAGGGUGGUAUCCAGCCAGGGCGUGGAUGGGCGAGCAUUGUGGGUAUAUCACUCGCAGAAGAAGCGCAUGAGGCAAGGUGGUGAAAGGUGUUGUGGUGGAGACCUUGGUAGGGGUGGGGGUGCUUAUUGUCAGAUAGGCUUAGUUUGGCAGUGAGUUUGGCAGGAGGGUAUGUAAAUGGUCAUUAGAAAGCGAGCCCUCUAUGUUCUUUGGAUACAUUGCUCUUCCAUUUGCCGUGGGUAGCUGUUUUAGGAAUGCCUGUCUAGUGAGUUUUUUCUGGGAAGGAUUUCAUGAUUGUAAGUAUUUUACGUUUAACUAAUAUUUUUUUAGAGAUAUUUGGUGCUCUUUGAAGCAGGA